Molecule: messenger RNA, 317 nt
Organism: Haliotis rufescens (red abalone)
Lineage: Eukaryota; Metazoa; Mollusca; Gastropoda; Lepetellida; Haliotidae
Product: holotricin-3-like
Exons: 2
Coding region: 60-305 (81 amino acids)
Source: RefSeq, a predicted model, not a curated record
GAACGUGCAGAAGGUAACUUUACGUUUUCUGAGGUUUGCAUUCAUCAGAACCAUCAAAUAUGCAUUUUCUUAAAGUCGCAGUGCUCCUUGUAGCAGUUCUUGCUGCAGUGUUCGGAACCAGCAUGGCCAAGGGUCAUGGUGGUGGUCAUGGUCAUGGUCAUGGAGGCGGUCAUGGAGGUGGAAAGGGUCAUGGCGGCAAAGGUCAUGGUGGUGGCCAUGGGGGCAAGGGACACGGAGGCCAUGGUGGCGGACACGGGGGCAAAGGACAUGGAGGCGGCCAUGGAGGAAAGGGGCACCAUGGAUAAACAUAGCAGCUG